Messenger RNA from Sinocyclocheilus grahami, 4169 nucleotides. RefSeq names its product H(+)/Cl(-) exchange transporter 5-like. Gene Ontology annotation, molecular function: voltage-gated chloride channel activity. The record is from RefSeq and is a predicted model, not a curated record. The transcript is spliced from 11 exons. Bases 1 to 2139 code for a protein of 712 amino acids. Gene Ontology annotation, cellular component: plasma membrane; synaptic vesicle; early endosome. Lineage: Eukaryota; Metazoa; Chordata; Actinopteri; Cypriniformes; Cyprinidae. Gene Ontology annotation, biological process: transmembrane transport; chloride transport.
AUGCAUCGGUACACGGACACCUUCCUCUUUCACCUUUAUCACAUGCGAAAGGUUUUUUGUGUCCCUUCUCACCUCUCACCAGGGGCCUUGGCUGGAGGUAUAGACAUUGCUGCCCAUUGGAUGACGGACCUUAAAGAGGGUGUGUGCCUGAACGGGUUCUGGUUUAAUCACGAGCACUGCUGCUGGGCGUCCAAUGAGACCACUUUCCAGGAAAGAGACAAGUGUCCCCAGUGGAAAAGCUGGGCAGAACUCAUGGAUGGAGUCAGUGAGCAUGGCAGGGUAAAUGUGCUGAAUCAUUUCAUGUAUGUGAGCUGGGCCCUUCUCUUCGCCUUCCUGGCUGUGAUUCUUGUGAGAGCCUUCGCCCCUUAUGCUUGCGGUUCAGGAAUACCAGAGAUUAAGACCAUCCUGAGUGGCUUUAUAAUUCGGGGUUACCUGGGGAAGUGGACUUUGAUCAUAAAGACCAUCACACUGGUGCUGGCCGUCUCGUCUGGCCUCAGUCUUGGGAAAGAGGGUCCGCUGGUUCAUGUAGCCUGCUGCUGCGCAAACAUCCUAUGCCAUUUCUUCACCAAAUACCGUCGAAAUGAGGCCAAGAGACGAGAGGUGUUGUCUGCAGCAUCUGCAGUGGGAGUGUCUGUAGCGUUUGGUGCUCCUAUUGGAGGGGUGCUUUUCAGUUUGGAAGAGGUCAGCUACUACUUCCCUCUGAAGACUCUGUGGCGUUCGUUCUUCGCUGCUCUGGUUGCAGCAUUCACCCUUCGCUCCAUUAAUCCUUUCGGCAACAGCCGAUUGGUCCUUUUCUACGUGGAGUUCCACACUCCCUGGCAUCUUCUAGAACUCAUACCUUUUGUGCUUCUGGGCAUCUUCGGUGGCCUUUGGGGGGCUUUCUUUAUUCAUGCUAAUAUUGCUUGGUGCCGUCUCCGUAAGAACACCCGCCUUGGCCACUAUCCUGUCAUUGAGGUUCUGGUGGUCACCCUGCUCACAGCGUUGCUGGCAUUCCCAAUCGAGUACACUCGGAUGAGCAGCAGCGAACUGAUCUCUGAGCUGUUUAAUGACUGUGGUCUGCUGGACUCAUCAAAACUCUGCGACUACACCGGCAACAGUGGAAGCACAUCUGGAAGUGUUAAUGCCACUGCCGCUAAUGGUCUGGGGGCUCGGCUGGCAGGGCCAAAACUCUAUACAGCUAUGUGGCAGCUAGCUCUUGCACUGGUCUUUAAGAUGUUCAUCACUGUGGCUACAUUUGGCAUGAAGGUGCCAUCUGGUUUAUUCAUCCCUAGUAUGGCGGUGGGGGCCAUAGCAGGCAGACUUCUUGGAGUGGGCAUGGAGCAGCUAGCCGUACACAACCACGAACGGGACAUUUUCAGAGGCUGGUGCUCUCCAGGGGCAGACUGCAUCACGCCGGGCCUGUACGCCAUGGUGGGCGCAGCAGCCUGUCUGGGUGGUGUGACCCGUAUGACAGUCUCUUUGGUGGUCAUUAUGUUUGAGCUGACAGGAGGUUUAGAGUACAUUGUGCCCCUCAUGGCUGCUGCCAUGACCAGCAAAUGGGUCGCUGAUGCUCUGAGUCGCGAGAGCAUCUAUGAAGCCCACAUCCGCCUCAAUGGUUACCCUUUCCUGGAGGCCAAAGAAGAAUUCCGCCACAAGACUCUUGCUACGGAUGUAAUGCGGCCGCGGCGGAGCGACCCACCGCUGUCUGUGCUGACGCAGAGCGGAAUGACCGUAGAGGAGGUGGAGAGACUCAUCUCAGAUACCACCUACAGCGGCUUUCCUGUGGUUAUCUCACAGCAGUCUCAGAGAUUGGUGGGCUUUGUGUUGAGGAGGGAUCUGUUCAUAUCCUUAGAAAAUGCACGGCGGCAUCAGGAUGGUGUGGUCAGCGUGUCUGCCGUCCUGUUCACUGAAUGUGAAUCACCCGCGUCACCCAGCGCUCCUCCUGCAGUCAAACUGCACAGCAUCUUGGACCUCAGCCCCUUUACGGUCACUGUGCACACGCCCAUGGAAAUCGUGGUGGACAUUUUCCGCAAGCUUGGCCUGCGGCAGUGCCUCGUCAUUCGGAACGGGCGUUUGCUGGGAAUCAUCACUAAAAAGGACAUUCUUAAACACAUGGCGCAGAUGGCCAACAGAGACCCGGAAUCAAUCCUCUUCAACUAAAAUACUCUCAAGACUGAAUGGACAGGAUAAACUCACUCCUACACACACACACACAGACAGAGACAGACACACAGACAGACAGACAGAGAAUCAUCCUGCGAUGAUGAUGACAGUGGUAGGACUGUGUGUGUCACUGAGUUGUUGCUAUUAUAGAGUGGUCUGAGAGUAGCCUAAGGCAGCUUUUUGCAGCUCCAGAACUGGACAUGUUCAGACAGGAGCUGUUUAGCCUGUCCAGAGGCUACAGAGACAGUAAUGUGAAAAAUGCUGUCCUCUCACACCUCAUAUAAGACCUGAUCUGAAUUGUUGCCAUCAGGACUUGCUGCAUGUGGCCCAAAUGCUUUUCCUGCCUGCACGUAUAUUUAAAUUUGGAGAUUGACGAUGACUUUGUGUGUUCUUUAUUCGUUUAUGGUGCUUUACUCUACUAAAAGUAGCUUGAACUAGCUUUACAUGGUUGCUAGUCUCAGGCUGGUCUGGGUUGUUGGUUUUGGGGAGUUUUGGGUAUUUAUCAGGCUGGUAGACCAACUGACUGAGACCAGCCAACAAAGAGUAGCUUAAGCUAUUUUUUUUAGCAGGAUUUCCAUCCCCAGAGUGACGUUUGACCUCGAGAGGAACUUCAGAAGGGUGAGAACAUUCCUGAGAUGAUCUGGGGAACGUGCGUUAAGGGUGUCUUGUCUGAACCUGCGCGUGUCGAGCGAUCCCUGUGGGAAGAUGUGCCGCCUUUUGUAGAAGUGCAGUGAGAUUUGGUGUAUCAUGUUGAGAAGUCAUACAGACGCACUUACUUUUUUCUCAUUUAUGCAUACUAGCAAAACGCCGUCAGUAGUGCCGUUCCUCUAUUUCUCACUUUAAAGACUUUGAGAAGGAAGUUUUGAAGAUAACAUGCCACUCUUGAAGUGUUUAUAUAUGACUUCAACCGGACAGAAGCCAAUGUUGAUUUUUAUUGUGGAAGGUGCCUUUAAGGAAUGGUUCAUGCAAAAAUUCUGUAAUUUACUCACCCUUCGUUCCAAACCUGUAUGAUUCUUUUUUUCUUCUGUGAAACCUAAAAUAAGGCAUUUUGUGAGAGAGUCUUAGUGUUUUUUUUGUCGAUUACAGUGAAAACCAAUAGUAACAAACUGUUUGGUUACCAACAUUCUUCACAAUCUGUUCUUUUGUGUUCUGCAGAAGAAUAAAAAGUCUAUAAAGUUUUGGAACAACACGAGGGUGAGAAAACCAAUGUCAGGAUUUUCUUUUUGGUAUGAAAUAUGCCUUCAAUAGUUAUGUCUUUCUGCCAUUACAACAAGCUAUUUGGUCUUACCAGUGGCAUAUGAUUUCCAAAAAGUUUGUAGUGGCUGCUAAACAACCAAUUUCCACUCAGCUUCCCAAGUGAACCAAGCUGCAGUUCCCGCGUGGGACCACCAGGUGGCACUAUCUCACAGACUGUUCAUUAUGGACAUUGUGCGCCAUCUGAUUGAUUCUUGGCCCGGUUCACUUGCUGGGUGUGUUGUGGCAUUCUCUCAUGUCAUUACAAUUGGGACUCCUUACAUUUCCCCUGACAUCUUUAUGCUCAUAUUGGGCACCUGGGCCCCUCCAUUCCUUCAUCCAUCACCCUCACUAUCUUUCUCAUGUAACCACGCUGUCAUCCUCAGACAACCUCAGCGAAGCAUCUCCAGGCAACUCCCUUGUUUGUCCGUGAGGACCCAAUCAUGACAUAACAAGAUCCUCCCUGUAAUGAAAGGGCUAAACUAGUACUGCAGUCCCCUUCCUUGGCAUACUUGCUCGACUUUUUGUCUCUACGCAUUUUAAAACCUCCACCCUCCAGUCCAGUGCAUGCCCGCAUUGGCAUUUGGGUUGUUUAUGACCUAUUAAAGGCAUUUGAUUCUUUUCAUGCCUGUUCUAAACGCUCUCUUUCCCUACUCGCUGUAAUUCCCGGGAGUUGGAUUAGGGGCAGGGAGGUGGUGGAGGGCUAUUGUUCCCAUUCACUCCUGCUCGUCUGGGCUCCCAGUCGCCAGGAUGUCCCCCGACCGUUUCCCUCAAGCACCGUCACGCAGCCCCGA